AAUAUCAUUAUCUUGUCUCCUUCUGAACCGCUCUUUUUUGGCUUGCAUCUUUCGAUAUUCCUCAUGGAUGAUUUGCCCCCAUCACUAUCACAAUCACAAUCACCUUUCAACCAAGCAGUUUGAACGCACUAGCUUCAAGGACCAGGCGAUCCGAGCAGAAAAAAAGCCCAGCCAGCCAGUCCAACGUCUAUCACGAUCUGCUACGAAUCGGACAUUGCCUUCCUUUGUUGGUAAGUAUGUGUCUUCGACCGGCUGAUGAAGUAUCGCGGUCUGCCUUUUUUCACUUUUUCACCACC
This is a messenger RNA of Aspergillus welwitschiae, 296 nucleotides long. RefSeq lists its product as uncharacterized. NCBI's taxonomy places the organism in Eukaryota, Fungi, Ascomycota, Eurotiomycetes, Eurotiales, Aspergillaceae. The record is from RefSeq and is a predicted model, not a curated record. Bases 68 to 256 code for a protein of 62 amino acids. The transcript is spliced from 2 exons.